This is a messenger RNA of Pongo pygmaeus (Bornean orangutan), 1068 nucleotides long. RefSeq names its product inactive caspase-12-like. Gene Ontology annotation, molecular function: cysteine-type endopeptidase activity. NCBI's taxonomy places the organism in Eukaryota, Metazoa, Chordata, Mammalia, Primates, Hominidae. The record is from RefSeq and is a predicted model, not a curated record. Gene Ontology annotation, biological process: regulation of inflammatory response; regulation of apoptotic process; proteolysis. Gene Ontology annotation, cellular component: NLRP3 inflammasome complex; IPAF inflammasome complex; AIM2 inflammasome complex.
AUGUAUUUUUACCACAAUAGGAAAUUGGGAAAAAAUGGUGUAAUUGGAGAUGAGAAACCAUCCAACGGUGUUCCGGUCCACAUGGUGAAGUUGCUGAUCAGGACCUUUCUAGAUGGCAUUUUUGAUGACUUGAUGGAAAAUAAUGUGUUAAAUACAGAUGAGAUACACCUUAUAGGAACAUGUCUAAAAUUUGUGGUGAGCAAUGCUGAAAACCUGGUUGAUGAUAUCACUCAGACAGCUCAAAUUGCAGGGAAAAUAUUUAGGGAACACUUGUGGAAUUCCAAAAAACAGUUGAGUUCAGAUAUAUCCAGUGAUGGAGAAAGAGGGCCGAACACUCUUGGCCUCAUCAUCUGCAACAAAGAAUUCAACUAUCUUCAUAAUCAAAAUGGUUCUGAACUUGACCUUUUGGGGAUGCAAGAUCUACUUGAAAACCUUGGAUACUCAGUGGUUAUAAAAGAGAAUCUCACAGCUCAGAAAAUGGAAACAGCACUAAGGCAGUUUGCUGCUUGCCCAGAGCACCAGACCUCAGACAGCACAUUCCUGGUGUUUAUGUCACAUGGCAUCCUGAAUGGAAUCUGUGGGACUAAGCACUGGGAUCAAGAGCCAGAUGUUCUUCACGAUGACACUAUCUUCGAAAUUUUCAACAACCGUAACUGCCGGAGUCUGAAAGACAAACCCAAGGUCAUCAUCAUGCAAGCCUGCCGAGGCAAUGGUGCUGGGAUUGUUUGGUUCACCACUGACAGUGGAAAAGCCAGUGCAGAUACACGUGGUGGGCUCUUGCAAGGUAACAUCUGUAAUGAUGCUGUUACAAAGGUUCAUGUGGAAAAGGACUUCAUUGCUUUCAAAUCUUCCACACCACAUAAUGUUUCUUGGAAACAUGAAACAAAUGGCUCGGUCUUCAUUUCCCAAAUUAUCUACUACUUCAAAGAGUAUUCUUGGAGUCAUCAUCUAGAGGAAAUUUUUUGAAAGGUUCAACAUUCAUUUGAAAACCCAAAUAUACUGACACAGUUGCCCACCAUGGACAGAGUAUCCAUGACACGAUAUUUCUAUCUCUUUCCUAGGAAUUAA